Molecule: messenger RNA, 1569 nt
Organism: Monoraphidium neglectum
Lineage: Eukaryota; Viridiplantae; Chlorophyta; Chlorophyceae; Sphaeropleales; Selenastraceae
Exons: 13
Coding region: 1-1569 (522 amino acids)
Source: RefSeq, a predicted model, not a curated record
AUGUUUGCCCGAUGGCUGGCAUGCUACCAGCACCACUCCCAGCACCAGCACCAGGUGUUCAUCACCGCCAGCGCCACACUCAAGGAGCAGGUCUCCCGGACCUUCCGCAAGCUGCAGGCCGCCGCCAUCGCCGACCCCGCCGACGCGCGCGCCGUCGCCGCCGCCGCCGCCCGCGACUACCCCUCCCUGCGCGACGUCCCCAGCGCGGCCUUCCCGCUGUUCGUCACAACGGCCCAGUGGCUGCGGAUGCUGGACGCGAGCUGCGACGUGCCCUUCUUCGCAGGGCCCGGCGGGGAGGGGGAGGACAGGGAGGACGCGGAUGGGAUAGGGCUGCAUGUCGAGCUCGGGGGCUGGGACAGCGAGGAGGAGGGCGGCAGCGGCGAGGGGGGUGAGGAGGAGGAGGAGGAGGAGGAGGGGGAGGAGGGGCCGGCGGGCAGCGACCGGGGGUCGGAGGGGGGCGGCGGCGACGAGGGCGAGGAGGGCGCGGCGCGCGACGCCGGCGCCGCCCACGCGCCGGCCCUGCGCGGCAUGGAGGUACGCUUCGAGGAGUUUGUGGGGCGCGACAUGUGGGCGGCCGUCACGCGGGGGCUGUCAAAGGAGGAGCGUUCCGCCCUCAAGGCGCCGCUCGUGUACCAAGAGAUCACGAGCUACAUCAAGGGCUCUGCAGAGGCGCUGGAGGCAGGGGGGCGGCUGAGCCUCGCAGAAUACCUGGAGGUCAUCGGCCGCAAACGGGCCGCGAACUACGGCGACGCGCUGCGGCGCUCGGUGUACCGCUGCUUUGAGGCCUACGAGAGGGUCAAGGCGCAGAGGAGGGCCUGGGACAGGUGCGACAUGGUGGCCCACAUCUACAGGCAGCUGUGCGCGGGGGCGUACCAGGGCGUACGCAUCGACGGCGUCAGCCGGGACGAGGUCCAGGACUUCACGCAGGCGGAGCUGCUGCUGGACGUGCGGCUGGCGGACCCCAACGCGCUGUUCUACUGCGGCGACACCUGCCAGACCAUCGCGCGAGGCGUGGGCUUCCGCUUCGAGGACGUGCGCACUCUGCUGUACAAUGAGGGCAAGCGCCGCGAGGCCGCCGGCGCCAAGGGCCCGCCCGUCGGCAUGCCCCGCCUGGACGUCCUGCGCGUCAACUACCGCACCCACAGCGGCAUCCUGGACGCCGCGUCGAGCGACCUGUCAAUCCUCCUGUCCAGCGGCGAUGAGGCCGCGUCGCAGAUCGAGUUCGGCGCACAGCAGGUGGUGCUUGUGCGCGACAUGGCGGCGGUGGAGCGGUUGCCCGACGAGCUUCGCGCGUCCAACGCGCUGAUCAUGUCUGUCGCGCAGUCCAAGGGCCUGGAGUUUUCAGACGUGGACUUUUUCGCCGACAGUCCAGCCCAGUCUGAGUGGAGCGUGCUGCUCACCCUCCUGAGCGAGAUUGAGUCCGGCGUCAUGCAGGCGCCCCCGGGCGCGAGCUUUACGCCGCAUGACCUGGAGGGGGACGAGAACAAGCGGGAGCGCGGGUGGCUGCGGGCCGUCGCGUUCGACCCCGCCGCCCACACCCUGCUGUGCAAUGAGCUCAAGCUGCUGUGA